Zerene cesonia (dogface butterfly) is the source of this 798-nucleotide messenger RNA. Its product is annotated as outer dense fiber protein 3-like. The record is from RefSeq and is a predicted model, not a curated record. The transcript is spliced from 5 exons. Bases 1 to 798 code for a protein of 265 amino acids. NCBI's taxonomy places the organism in Eukaryota, Metazoa, Arthropoda, Insecta, Lepidoptera, Pieridae.
AUGCCUUGGGGUUGGGAAUGCAGAGCCAAACUAAUAAAACAGUUUCCUAGUAAGCCGACCGAACGCCGAGGGAAAGUUGGUGGUGAAAUAUCGUGUCCAGGCCCUCAGCAUUAUGAGACACCUUCAUUAUUUUGUGGAAAGGGCUACUCGAAAAUAGAACGCUCUCCAGCGUAUACCUUUGGACACGUUACACCUGUUAGUUUCCAGAAACCGUUGUUAACUCCAAAAGCUCCAGUUUUAGACAUUUCUGGUGCCAGUUCUAAAGGUCCUUAUAAAAUACGUCACGGAGUAGUUUCACCAAGAUUGGAACCACCAGGAGACAAGACGAAAACGCCAGGUCCCGGAGCACAUGCACCGAAGACCGAAAUUAGGUUCAGAAGACCCCCAGCAUAUAGCAUGAGACCAGCCGCUAAGCCUCCAUAUCAACCUUGGGAUCAAUGGACCCCACCACCGAACAUGUACCUACCGGCUAAGCCAACCAAAAAACCUCCAGCAUAUACUCUGGGCUAUGCAGCAAGAGAAGUAUCAGUGCAAUACAUGCCGGGCCCGGGGGAACACGAUCCUAACUUUAAUUUCGUAAAACGAAGUAAGCCCGCAUAUUCCUUUGGCGCACCCUACAAAAGUCCGAAGCCCAAAAAGGAGCCAUCGCCGAACGCAUAUUGCGCGAAAAAGUUUAUGUAUCCGAAACGGACAAUACCCGCGCCAUCAUUCGGUAUUCGUCACACACCGUACCUGGGUAAACAAGCGGAAUAUUUGAAACCUUCGCAAUUAAAUAUCGUAAUAAGUGGCGAAAGCUAA